Molecule: messenger RNA, 3291 nt
Organism: Hordeum vulgare subsp. vulgare (domesticated barley)
Lineage: Eukaryota; Viridiplantae; Streptophyta; Magnoliopsida; Poales; Poaceae
Product: G-type lectin S-receptor-like serine/threonine-protein kinase At5g35370
Exons: 1
Coding region: 206-2944 (912 amino acids)
Biological process (GO): protein phosphorylation
Molecular function (GO): ATP binding; protein serine/threonine kinase activity
Source: RefSeq, a predicted model, not a curated record
UCUUCGCAAUCUAGCAGCAAACAAAACAAAAGGCCGCGCCGCAGCCGAACCCGGAUUCACGCGCUGCACCGAAAACAGAUGCCGGCCGGCUUCGCUUCUUCCUGCGCACACCACCCAGACUCCUGCUCCUCCAAGGCUCCAAGGGUCAACGCCACCGAUCGCCAGCUCGUUCCCCCUCCUGCCGUGCCGCGCGUUCCCACUCGUCAUGGCUGCUGAUGCCGCCGCUCCCUCCCGUACUCUCCCCGCGUGCCUUCUCCUCCUCCUCCUCAUCGCAGCGCGCGCGGCGGACGCGGGGCCCCUGGCGGCGGGGCUCGUGUACCCAGGCUUCACCGCCUCUGGCUACGAAUACAUCGACACCCGCGGCGCCUUCCUCGAGUCCAACAACGGCGCCUUCCGGGCGGCCGUGCACAACCCGGGCCAGCAGCUGGCCAGCUUCUACCUCGCCGUGCUGCACGCGCCGACCGGCACGCCGGUCUGGUCCGCCAACCGCGACGCGCCGACGGCGUCCUCCGGCCGCGUCCAGCUCUCCGCGCGCGGGCUCUCCGUGACGGAUGCAGAUGGCAAGACGGUGAUCUGGUCGACGACGCCGCGGGCGCCCGUAGCGGCGCUCCGCCUGCGGGACGACGGGAACCUGCAGCUGCUGGACGCGCGGAACGCGACGCUGUGGCAGUCGUUCGACGACGCCACCGACGCGCUGCUCCCGGGGCAGCAGCUGCGCGCCGGUGCGUACCUGACCUCGGGGAGGAGCCCCAGUGAUUUCGCCCGGGGGGACUACCGGCUCGCCGUGUCCGCGUCGGACGUGGCGUUGAUGUGGCAGGGAUCAACGUACUGGCGGCUGUCGAACGACCUCCGCUCCUUCAAGGACAGCAACGCCGCCGCGGCGUCCAUGUCGUUCAACUCCUCGGGGCUGUUCGUGGUCACCGCCGACGGCGCGCUGGUGUUCCGGGUGGACUUCGCGCCGGCUGAUUUCCGCGUGCUUAAGUUGGGGCACGACGGGCGGCUGCGCGUCAUGAGCUACGCGCUGGUGAACUCCUCGGCUCCCCUCGGCGGCGGCUUCGUGGCGCCGGCCACCGACUGCGAGCUUCCGCUGCAGUGUCCGUCCCUCGGGCUCUGCGCUGCGGCGGGCAACGGCUCGACCUGCACGUGCCCUCCGCUCUUCGCGGCCUCCGUGAAAGUGUCCGGUGGGUGCACGCCGGGAGACGGCUCCGCCCUCGCGUCGCCGGACUCGUGCCGGACCAACAGCAGCGCCUCCACCGUAUCUUACCUCGCCCUCAAGCCGAAGAUCGCCUACUCCGCCAGCAGGUACGACGCCCCAUCGGCGACAGGCAUCAACCGCACCGCCUGCCGCGCCCUCUGCACCGCGAACUGCACAUGCCUCGGCUACUUCCACGACAACUCCUCCACGACUUGCUACUUAAUCGGAGGAAAUCAGCUCGGUUCGCUCCAUUGGAGCACUCGGGCUGCACCGGCGUUGGGAUACAUCAAGACAAUCAAGUCGGCGACCAUAUCUGGAAACAACAAAGGCAGCUCUUCGUCGACGAGCCGCUCUUUGCCGAUCAUAUUGCCGUGCAUUGCAGCAUUUCUUCUCCUCGUCGUGGUCGCAUGGUUCUCAUUGUGGUGGAGGAGGAAGAGGAAGAGCGGGAAGAAAAGUAAGGGCAAGAACUCCUCGUCAAAGAAUGUGAAUUUGGGCCUCCAAAAUCCGCGGUCGAGGGACACGAGCUACGACGAGGAUCCCGACGACGACGACAUCGUCAUCCCGGGCAUGCCGGCGCGGUUUAGCUACGCGGAGAUUGGGUCGAUGACCGCAGGCUUCGGAACAAAGGUGGGCUCUGGCGGGUUCGGCUCCGUGUACAAAGGGGAGCUUCCAGGCAGCGAGGGGCUCGUCGCGGUGAAGAGGCUGGAGGCCGUCGGCUUGCAGGCCAAACGGGAGUUCUGCACGGAGAUCGCCGUCAUCGGCAACAUCCGGCACGUGAACCUCGUCCGCCUCCGCGGCUUCUGCGCGGAGGGCUCGCGCCGUCUGCUCGUCUACGAGUACAUGAACCGCAGCUCGCUUGACCGAUCGCUGUUCGGCGCCACGGGAGCGCCGGUGUUGGAGUGGGGGGAGCGCAUGGAGGUGGCGCUCGGCGCGGCGCGCGGGCUCGCGUACUUGCACACAGGGUGCGACCAGAAGAUCGUGCACUGCGACGUCAAGCCGGAGAACAUCUUGCUGGCGGACGGCGGGCAGGUGAAGGUCUCCGACUUUGGCCUCGCGAAGCUGAUGUCGCCGGAGCACUCGGCGAUCUUCACCACCAUGCGCGGCACACGCGGAUACCUCGCGCCCGAGUGGCUCAGUAACGCGCCGAUCUCGGACCGCGCGGACGUGUACAGCUUCGGCAUGGUGCUGCUCGAGCUGGUGCACGGGAGGAAGAACCGGGGCGAGCAGGAGCAGGCCAACAACACGGGCGCCGCGGUCGCCGGCAGCGGCGACCACUCGGCCUUUCCGUCCCCGUCUGGUCAUAGCAGCACGAUGACGUCGUCCACGAUGAGCGGCGGCACCAGCGGUGGCGACGACGAUUACUUCCCGAUGGUGGCGCUGGAGCUCCACGAGCAGGGGAGGCACCUGGACCUCGUCGACCGGAGGUUGGAGGGGCGGGUGAGCGGGGCCGAAGUCGAGCGCGCCGUGCGCCUCGCGCUCUGCUGCCUGCACGAGGACCCCGCGCAGCGGCCCAGCAUGGCCGCGGUGGUGAGGGUGCUGGAAGGCAGCGUGCCGCCGCCGGAGCCCCGGGGCGACGCGCUCGGCUUCCUGCGGCUCUACGGGAGGGGCUACGGCAUGCCGGCCCCGGUCCAUGGCAUGGAUGCCACGUCGAUGUCAGCUGGAGACGCGCCAAGCCAUGGAUGGUCCACGUCGGCUACCGCCGGCUCGCAGCUGGACGGCUCAUUACAGGACACGUCGGCGCCAAGGUAGUGCCGGGCGACGUGCGCAUGACACGACACGAUUCAGCUUCUUUGACGUGGCAUCGACGCGAAGCUGCGUCAUGGCGCCAACGUAUAUCACUGGCAUGUAUGUAUUCCUUGGGUCAAGGCCUCAAUACGAUAACCAGACUUAAUUAUGCACGCGGCACGGCAGGUAGUUGGUGGGUGUACUAGAAAAUAUCAGAGUGGUCAUCACAGAUGAUAAACAAGUUGCAUUUGGUACGAAUCAUGAUCAGCUGUGCAUUUCUAGUAGUACUACCCAUAUUGUAACACUGGAUCCAAACUGAUGAAGACAGCAACGCAAGUAGCGUGAAGAAAUGAAGGAUCCGUUUGGAACCA